AUGAAGAUUGCUGCUCUGGUCCUUGCAUUCGCCGCUGUGGCCUCGGCCGUGCCCCUUACCCGCCGUGAUGAGAUCGCCCACUGCGGUAACGGCGGCGACAUUGAUGUGAGCCAGAUCAUGUGGCAGGUGCAGCAGGCGCCGCGUGAGAACCGCCACUCGGGCUACCCCCAUCAGUUUAAGGACUAUGAGGGCCUGCCUAUGUCGAGUGCCUGUGACGAUGCCUCGAUGAUGCUGGAGCUGCCCGUGUUCGCUGACGGCCACCCGUAUAACCUGGAGCAGGGCGAGAGCCCCGGCGCGGUGCGUGCCAUCUACUCGAUCGACGACAAUGCGCUGUGUGCCAUUGUCGCGCACGACACGAACGACUCGAACUUCCACCUGUGUGACAUGUGA
Malassezia sympodialis ATCC 42132 is the source of this 390-nucleotide messenger RNA. RefSeq lists its product as uncharacterized. The record is from RefSeq and is a predicted model, not a curated record. Gene Ontology annotation, molecular function: RNA binding; RNA endonuclease activity. Lineage: Eukaryota; Fungi; Basidiomycota; Malasseziomycetes; Malasseziales; Malasseziaceae.